AUAAAAGCGACUGUCAAUUUCAUUUGGACCAAACUCUGUCAAAAAUUGUGAAUACUUCAACAACCAAUAACAAGGAGCUUCAAAUUUACUCACGAUGAGAAUACAAUAUGUCCUGUUGCCCAUUGUUGUGGCUAUUCUUGUGAGCAGUGCAGGAGCAGCCAGAAUUCGUCCUGCAGUUGGUGCCGUUAACAACGCUUUGUAUCAACGCUUUGUCUGUGCCAGGAAGGCCGAUGGAUUCCGUACUUUGCAGCCCGGCAGUUGCUCACAAUUCUACGAGUGUCAAGCUGGUGUUGCCAAGGCCAAGUCCUGUCGCAACUUCUUCGAUCCCAAGAGCCAAAAAUGCGUCAGCUACAACGUUGGUUGCGUUGAGGUUAAGCAGGCAACGAAUAUGUAUGCGGAGGUUGAAGCAACAACAUGCGAAACAACCACACUGCCCUGUGAAGAAACCACGACAACGUGCGGACCUACAACAACAACCACUUGUGAAACAACAACCACUACAUGUGAGCCCACAACAACCACCACAUGUGAGCCUACAACAACAACCACUUGUGAAAGUACAACCACUACAACGUGUGAACCUACAACAACAACCACUUGUGAAACAACAACCACCACUACAUGUGAACCUACAACAACAACCACUUGUGAAUCUACUACAACCACCACAUGCGAGCCUUCAACAACAACAACCACAACAACAGCUAGCACCACUACAACAACAACCACUUGCUCUACAAGCACAACAACGACAACAACAACCACCACCACAACAACAACCACAUGCUCUACAACCACAUCUACUACCACAACAACAACAACCACCACAACAACAACAACCACAUGCUCUACUACAACAUCUACUACCACAACAACGACAACAACAACCACCACCACAACAACAACCACAUGCUCUACUACCACAUCUACCACGACAACAACAACAACCACCACCACAACGACAACAACAACAACCACAUGCUCUACAACCACAACAACAACAACUACCACUACUACAACAACGACAACAACAACCACUACAACCACUACGACAACCACAUGCUCCACAACGACAACAACCACCACUACUACAACAACAACUACCACCACCACAACAACAACCAAGUGCUCUACAACAACAUCUACCACAACAACAACCACCACCACAACAACGACAACAACAACAACCACAUGCUCUACAACCACAACAACAACUACCACUACUACAACAACGACAACAACAACCACUACAACCACUACGACAACCACAUGCUCCACAACGACAACAACCACCACUACUACAACAACGACAACAACAACCACCACUACUACAACAACGACAACAACAACCACUUGCUCUACAUCUACUACAACAACGACAACAACCACGACGACAACAACCACUACCACCACUACGACAACCACUUGCUCUACAACGACAACCACCACCACCCCUGCAACGACAACAACAACAACCACUUGCUCUACAACCACCACAACAACAACCACGUGCUCCACCCCUACAACAACCCCAUGCACCUCGGCAGCACUUACGACGCCUACAACAACCUCCUGCCCGCCACCGACAACCAAACCUUGUUCGGAGACGACGACAACAGUUUGCUCAUCACCAGCAACAACCACAUCGGCGACAACAGCUUCCUCUUGGUGGAGGUUGUUUUAGAAUGACAAUAGUUUGAGGUACCAAGACACGAUGGAAACACGAAUGUUAUAUUUAGAUCCAAUUUCAUAUUCUAUUACAAAGUCUUUUCCUUUAAGCAUCUGCUGCUAUUCCUUUGUUUUCGCAUCUUUCUUUUCACGAUUAAAUUUUCUUCUAAAUUCUGGAG
Molecule: messenger RNA, 1847 nt
Organism: Drosophila albomicans
Lineage: Eukaryota; Metazoa; Arthropoda; Insecta; Diptera; Drosophilidae
Exons: 3
Coding region: 95-1684 (529 amino acids)
Cellular component (GO): extracellular region
Molecular function (GO): chitin binding
Source: RefSeq, a predicted model, not a curated record